This is a messenger RNA of Brassica oleracea var. oleracea, 1397 nucleotides long. RefSeq lists its product as uncharacterized. The coding region runs from base 691 to 1173 and encodes 160 amino acids. NCBI's taxonomy places the organism in Eukaryota, Viridiplantae, Streptophyta, Magnoliopsida, Brassicales, Brassicaceae. The record is from RefSeq and is a predicted model, not a curated record. The transcript is spliced from 2 exons.
AAGAAAUAGCAUACCUUCUCAAGGAAACAGAAUCUGAAGGGUCUCACUAGAAGAAAAGUGGUAAAAAAAAAUCAAAUCUAUUUUUUUUUUUUUGCCUCACCAAGAAAAUGGGUGGAUGUAGAACAACAACAAACCAUUUUGUGGAUGUAGAACAACAACAACCAUUUUGUUUGGAGACAUAUUAAAAAAACAGACAUUUUUGUAUAUAUAAAUAUACAUCCAAUGUUCUGAUUAAACCAUGAUGAUGGUGUUGAUGAUGAUCAGUGCCGGCUCAGUUUUGAUGGUCCAAAAUUUUUUAAAAUGUUUUUUGAAGAAAAUGUUAACAUUUUUAAAGACCAAAAAUAAAUAUACAUAUAUUCUAAAUAUAUUUUUAUUUUACAUGUUUUCAUAUCUAAAUUCAAUAACAUUCUAUACAACAGACUUUUUUUAAAAAAAAAAUAUGCAAAAAAAAUGUGUUUUUUUUUUAUUAUAAAAGGCCCCCUGCUAUAAACCAUGAGCCGGCUCUGAUGAUGAUGCAACUUACUUGGCAUCAUCACGUGAUGCAAAGCCGUUAAAGAAGAAACCGUUGUAUAACGAACCUUAUCGGCGAAAAGGCUUCACAAAUCUCUUUCUCUCUGCUUUCGCGUUCCUCUGUUUCCACUAAAUAGUGCUGACGAUUCCUUGGAAGAAAAGCUUCGAGAACAGACAACAAUGGCGGAAAGAUCCUUCUCGCAGCUCCCGAUCUCUUCAUCUCACGGCGGCAGGAGGAUGAUGAACACCAGGAGAGGAGUUUUUCCGGUGUCGGAGUACUGGAUCCACGCGAUUCCGGUCAUCAUCUUCCUCUGUUUCUUCACGCUCUGGUUCUUCUCCCACUCAGUGAGCUUGGACGAGGGCAGUGGUGAGAUCAUGUCAGUGCGUCUUCUCGAGAAAUCAAUGGCCGUGAGAAACGAGUCUCAUGUGAGCUUGGCGGUUCUUGCUUCCUCCGCCGUCUCACCAGCGACUUCUAACCAGACUCUGACUAUUCAUCACAACGUUACGCAACCGCACAGUGCGACUGACAAGGCUGAGAUUCGUAAACGGGAAGAGGUAAAGGCGAAAGGGAAGAAGAAGAAAGGAGGUAGAAAAGAGAAGAUGGAGAAAGAUAUCAACAAGUCCAAAUCGGUGAAGAAAGCAAAGAAGUCACUCGCCGGCUAAGUGCUAACAGUCUUGGAGAAAAGCUCUUCACGGUGAGACUUUUUCACUGAGUACUUCCAUGAACGAUCAAAGGCAGUGAAAUUCUUUUUAGGAAUUGCGUUUUUUCUUUGUAUAGCUAUGAUCGUGCUGUUGUUGCUGUUGAGAUUCUUGAGUUUGUGCUGAUACUCUUGUUGUAGUUUGAGCUUUCCUUUUUUUUUAAGUCAAAGUUUUUGUGAGAGCAUGUC